This is a messenger RNA of Neocloeon triangulifer, 1090 nucleotides long. Its product is annotated as poly [ADP-ribose] polymerase tankyrase-like. The record is from RefSeq and is a predicted model, not a curated record. The transcript is spliced from 4 exons. Lineage: Eukaryota; Metazoa; Arthropoda; Insecta; Ephemeroptera; Baetidae. Bases 54 to 794 code for a protein of 246 amino acids. Gene Ontology annotation, molecular function: NAD+ poly-ADP-ribosyltransferase activity.
GCAGCAGACGAGCGCAGAACGAAAAACGAGAACAGAAAAUAAUUCAGCAUAGCAUGUCACUCGUGUGCGCCCCGCUGUCAAGUCUCUUGUGCAUUUCUGGUAAAACACCGAAAGCCAGAAAGAAAGUCGCGAGGAAAAACACGCUUACUGAAUGCAAAGGUCGGAGGAAAAGCAGGAAAGCAGCGAUGGCCGAGUUGAUGCAGCUGGAGGAGGACGACCAGAUGUACGCGGACGUCGCCGGAAAAUUAAGGGCCACCAUCAAACCCCACAAAAAUGGCAUUCCUCUCAGUGACUACACAAUCAACAAGAUCAGUCUGGUUAUAAACGAAGAUUUGCAAAAGAGGCACGCAGACCUGAAGGAAUUGAUUCUCAUAGAGAUGAACAGCGAGGAGGCUGAAGAGAUGGAUCUGUACCAUGGAAGCCCAAACGCUUUGCAGAUUGUCAACGAAGGCUUUAGUGUUCAGUUAUCUGCUGCGAGCAACAUGUUCGGAAAGGGAAUUUACUUUGCGAGCUACUCGUCCAAGAGCAAUCAGUAUGCCUGGGGCAACAACAACGGUUGUCCAGCUCACAGAAAGCGUUCUUGCACCAAGUGCGUCCGUCACCUGCUCGUCUGUCGCUGCUUCAUGGGCAACAUCUACAGACCUAAGGAGCCAGUGCUCACGAUCCCCAAAGGCUAUCACAGCGUCGUUGCCGAGCCUGGCGUCGUCCCAACCCUGAGAUACCCUGAAUAUGCUGUCUUGAACGGAGACCAGGCCCUGCCGUUGUAUCUGAUUGAGUACACCAUUGUGCCUUAAGAAGCAGGACGUCCAGCCCUGAAAUGAGAUUUCAUCAAUUUUAUUACUCAUAUAAAUUGACAAUUGACAGCUCUCAAAGACUUUUAUCAUAGAUACUAACACCACUGUGUUGCACAAUUGCACAUUCUUGAAAAAUAAUUUUUUUUGUGCGUUCGUUAAUUAAAAUACUUGUGAAAGAAUGUCCUAAUAUUAUUAUGUUCAGUACAAAUCAACUUUGAUGUUAAAAUAAUUUGCCUAAAAUUGAUUAUUCAAUAUUAAGACCGUCGUUAAAAAGAAAUAUAAUAAAAUAUAAAAAA